Molecule: messenger RNA, 1776 nt
Organism: Haemonchus placei
Lineage: Eukaryota; Metazoa; Nematoda; Chromadorea; Rhabditida; Trichostrongylidae
Source: the annotation of a GenBank genome assembly
AUGUACCAUCACGGAUAUGUAGAUGUACGAAUUUCAGAUAGAGUCUCAGGACUCGGCGAAUGGGCCACGCGAAAGUUACCGACACCUGGGUACGCGUUCUGUCUGCCGGACUUAGAGAGGCUGGCACCAGAUUUUCGGAAUUUCCUCGAGAAGGACCUCAUUGAAACGCCAACGCAAAGAAGACUAGAAGCAUCGAAACAUCUCAACUGGUGGCAUCAAUAUGGCCAGAAGCUUUAUCCUCUCUCAACGACUGGUGAUGGUAACUGCCUGCUACAUGCUGCCUCAUUAGGUAUGUGGGGUCUGCAUGACCGACAGCUAACACUUCGUGAAGCACUCUAUGAAAUGCUUAAACGUGGCUCAAGACGCAGUGCUCUAUGGCGCCGUUGGAAAUGGGCAGAACAUCAUGCAAAUCAGGCGAGCGGUCUUAGCCUAACGCUGUCAGACGAGGAAUGGAUGCAAGAAUGGAAUGGUAUCGUGGCAUUGGCGUCUCCGGUACCCAGAAGAACGGACGACUCGAGUUCCGACUCAACUGAUCAAAUUUACGAAAGUCUUGAAGCGAUUCAUGUGUUUGCACUGUCGCAUGUACUCAAGAGACCUAUUAUUGUGGUUUCGGAUACGGUACUACGAAAUGCCAAAGGUGAGGAGUUGUCACCAGUGUCGUUUGGAGGGAUUUACUUACCCCUGGAGUGCCCAUCGGAUCAGUGUCAUAGGUCUCCACUAGUGUUGUGCUACGAUUCGGCACAUUUUUCGCCACUCGUUCCUAUGAGACAUGAUUCAUCGCAAAUGCAGAUUAUCCCGAUUACCGACUUCAAUAGAAACUUGCUGCCGGUUCACUUUGUCAUCGACCCAGGCCCGGAUUUCAGUUGGUGGAGCGACGAAGAAGAUGCGUCAAUGGCCGAACGUCUGGCGAUGACCGACGGCGAUAAGCUUGCGUUGCUGAGCGAAUAUAUGGAUCUGGUGAAAAUGGACGUAAGACGGGGAAGCGUGAAGAAAACGCGACCGAUUCGUACCACACAGACGACAUCUGCUUUGGAUAAGAGCAUGACGUUGGCUAGCAGUGGUUACCGCUCUGAGAUAAAUAUUUUUCUGUGGGAGCCACCUACAGUAUAUUCAGGUGUAUCGAGUUGUACGCAAGAGAAGAAGCGUAUCUUCAAUGAGAUCACGCAACAAUUUCUGCGCACGUUCCGUUUGUCGAACAGCAAGAACAAGGAGAAUGGCAUCGAUGCACGAAUGUGUGCAGCGGAUCUAUCGCGAUCGAAUUGUUUGAUUGCGGCCCGUUUGGUGUCGUCAUCGCAUGAAUAUAUGGAAGAAAUGGUUCGCGAAUAUAUGCGUAGCGCUAGGGAAAGGUUUCUGAGCUCAAAACAGGUUACGCCGUCGAGUGGUCGAAAACGUAUCAGCAGGUCGUUCAGUGCGUCAUCAUUGAUGAUUACAUGCAUAAAUCAGUAUUGUGGCAAGCCGGCAUUGCAAUCAAACAAUUUCCUUUGUCGGGAAUGCUUUGAACAUCAGAAGGAGCAGAUGACGUCGUUCAACUGCGAAAACCCGCAUCUCAUGAGAAGACUGCCAGCCGCCGUAGUGUCGACAACGGCGAAAAGUACGACCAUGCCCGCUAUAGCGACCCCCACGCGAUGCUCAUCCCGUGAUAUGCUGCGCACAGCUACCCAAGCGGCAGCAACACGUCCUGCACCGGUUUUGGGUGUGACUAGAGAAGGCAUGAAAACGACGACAAGGUGGGAGCUUGGUGUAGUCACCUUCUGUCCAAAGUUAAACUCAAGGUAA